AUGUCGUCGUACUCGGCGCGUGCCACGACGCAGCCGAUGCAGGAGACGGAUGUGGCUCUGAUGGAAAUGGAGCUGCUCGAGCAGAACCAAAGGCGACUUGGAAAUCUAACGAGCCGCAUGACGACCAUCUUGAAUGGAUUCGAUCGGCGUCUUAUCCGGCUCGAGAGCAGUAUCUUACCGAUCCACAAAAGCACGCAACUUCUUUCGCGCAUCCAUGGGAAUGUAGAAGCCGUGCAGCGACAUCUUGAGCAACAUAUACGUCACUAUGGCAUUGAGAUCCAGGACGAGCCCUUCCUACGUCAGGGACCGGAUCCGCAGAAUCCUUGGGCCUACAUGGAAGCCAUCCAGCGCGUCGUCAACGACGCGACACCGUCGCAAGGCGCCCCUGCCGACGAUGUGAUAAGUAAGAGGAAGGCCAUCGUUGAUAUGGCUGCUCGAAAAUUAGUGCAGCUUGUGCAGCAGUAUGCUGUGUCCGAGCCCAUCGAUCCGCGCUCGUAUCUUGCCAGUCAGAUGCCGCACCUAUCUGGUGAAUGUCUCACGUCGAUCAAGGCACUCAUUCAGUUCCUUUAUACUCUGUCAGACACCCAAAGCAAGUCGGAUAAUACUUUUCGCCUCGCACUCAAAUCGCUGGCACGCGUGCGUGCCUCUUAUCUCACAUCAUCCAUGCAAAGCCUUACGCAUGCUGUUGUGCAGGCUGCCGACCACGUUCAGUCACAGCCGUCUGACAUGCCUCGAGAAGCUCAUGUGAAGUAUGUUUGUGGCGCUGCCCCUUUUUCCGAAUGGCUUCGAGCCCUGGUCAUGAUGAUGGAGAGUGAACAGGCAGCGGUCUCCUCGCUCUUCCAGGGCAUGAGCUGGAAGGCUUUGCUGGGCAGCACCCUGUCCCACAUCUUCCAACCCAUCGUCACGAACAUCAACACCCUCUUACCCCGCAUCCUGCCAAGACUACAACACGGUCUCCAGGCCCACCGCUUCCUGGCCCUGGACUUUGUGCGCGCAAGUCGCGCUGCUUUGGGUCCCAGCUGUGAAAUUUGGAACGGUCUUUUGCAACAUACCAAGUGCUCUUCCACCGAACUAUCCAGUGCUGUCAUAUCAUCCCAAAAAGACGCAAUUCUUUUUUUCCCCGAGCUUCUGCGCGAUAUCAAGGUCAUUCCCGUGCAGCGCGAACACGAAGCUUUGCAUGCGGACGUGAGCGACAUUGCUCGUUAUGGCAUAAGGCUGCUUCGCGACCUCACCGACUAUCAAGACAUACUAACUGUGCUUCUUACCUCAAUGGGCACGAAAAAUUGGACGUCGGAUGCCUCGGAUGUAUCGCCAUUAGCUGAUGGCCUAUGGGCAGAAUAUGCACGCGAUAUGCUCGCUUCCAUCGUGUCUUCUCUGGAACGCGCCGUGGCCGGCAGUUCCCAGCCCAUGAUCGCAUCCAUCUUUUUGCUCAACAACUAUACCUUCUUGCACACCGAGCUACGCAGUAUGUCGCUGAUCCCCGGCGCCAUGUCGGCCUGUGAUCAAGUUCUUUCUCGUGGGCUGCGCACAGCGCGCGUAUCUUAUCUCGAGACGUGGAAGGGGAUCAUACAGCCCCUUCAGACCGAGCCAUCAUUCGUACACACCAGUUCCACUCGUCAACACACUGUUCGAACAGAUCCUAUCCAGGUUUUUUUCGGGCUGCUCCAGAAAAUGGAGCAGGUGCACCACACACACCCACUCGUCCCUGGCAUCACUGCGUCUGUGCGAGACGACGUGAUUCAAAUCGUCAUGCCCCUGUAUGUUACUGCACUAGCCAAACGGCCAGCCGACGCUGGCGUGCGCAUGCCCACCGACACCGAUAUCCUACGCAUGAUCGAGCACAUGUAUGCUUCCUAG
This is a messenger RNA of Malassezia restricta, 1857 nucleotides long. Its product is annotated as exocyst complex component 7. Gene Ontology annotation, cellular component: exocyst. Gene Ontology annotation, molecular function: phosphatidylinositol-4,5-bisphosphate binding. Bases 1 to 1857 code for a protein of 618 amino acids. The record is from RefSeq and is a predicted model, not a curated record. The transcript has a single exon. Gene Ontology annotation, biological process: exocytosis. Lineage: Eukaryota; Fungi; Basidiomycota; Malasseziomycetes; Malasseziales; Malasseziaceae.